GUUGGAAAAUUUCUCGGCGAGGUAGACAAUGUUACUAGCUCAGAUAAAUCGAGAUUCUCAGGGAAUGACGGAAUUUUCUGGCGGAGGAAUGGAGGCCCAGCAUGUGACUCUCUGUCUAACAGAAGCUGUAGCUGUGCAAGAUGGUGACAACUUAGAAAACAUGGAAGGUGUAAGUUUGCAAGCAGUUACCCUUGCUGAUGGCUCCACUGCUUACAUACAGCACAACUCUAAAGAUGGUAAAUUAAUGGAUGGCCAGGUGAUUCAAUUAGAAGAUGGUUCUGCUGCUUACGUUCAACAUGUACCCAUGCCUAAAAGCAGGGACGGCUUGCGUCUGGAAGAUGGACAAGCAGUUCAACUGGAAGAUGGAACUACAGCAUUUAUUCAUCACACCUCAAAAGACAGUUAUGACCAGAGUGCAUUACAAGCAGUCCAGCUGGAGGAUGGAACUACUGCCUACAUUCAUCACACAGUGCAGAUGCCACAGUCAGAUACCAUUUUAGCCAUUCAAGCUGAUGGCACAGUGGCAGGUCUUCAUACCGGAGAUGCUGCCAUUGACCCAGAUACCAUCAGUGCUUUGGAGCAAUAUGCAGCCAAGGUGUCUAUUGAUGGAAACGACAGUGUUAGUGGCACAGCAAUGAUAGGUGAAAAUGAACAAGAUAAAAAAAUGCAGAUUGUCUUGCAAGGACAUGGAACAAGAAUGACUGCAAAAUCUCAGCAGAGUGGAGAGAAAGCCUUUCGCUGUGAUUAUGAUGGCUGUGGAAAACUGUACACAACAGCUCACCAUCUUAAGGUGCAUGAAAGGUCACACACAGGAGACAGACCGUAUCAGUGUGAACAUCCUGGAUGUGGUAAAGCCUUUGCAACAGGGUAUGGGUUAAAAAGUCAUGUCCGAACACACACCGGUGAAAAGCCUUAUAGGUGCACAGAGGAAAAUUGCACCAAGUCAUUCAAGACUUCAGGGGACCUGCAGAAACAUAUUCGGACCCACACAGGUGAAAGGCCAUUUAAGUGUCCAUUUGAAGGAUGUGGCAGGUCAUUCACAACUUCUAAUAUUAGAAAAGUUCACAUCAGGACACAUACAGGCGAAAGGCCUUAUUACUGUACAGAGCCAGGAUGUGGGAGAGCUUUUGCCAGUGCAACUAAUUAUAAGAAUCAUGUGAGAAUACACACAGGGGAGAAGCCCUAUGUCUGUACAGUUCCUGGUUGUGAUAAACGUUUUACAGAGUAUUCCAGUUUAUACAAACAUCAUGUUGUACAUACUCAUUCCAAACCAUACAACUGUAAUCACUGUGGGAAAACAUACAAGCAGAUUUCUACACUUGCUAUGCACAAGCGGACAGCACACAAUGACACAGAGCCCAUUGAAGAAGAACAAGAGGCUUUCUUUGAGCCACCUCCAGGUCAAGGUGAAGAUGUUCUCAAAGCCUCAGAGAUAACCUAUGUGACAGGUGUAGAGGAAGAUGUAAUUUCUGCACAGGUUGCUACAGUUACUCAGUCAGGAUUAGGUCAACAAGUAGCACUAAUAUCUCAGGAUGGGACCCAACACGUCAACAUAUCCCAGGCAGAUAUGCAGGCCAUUGGCAAUACUAUCACUAUGGUAACACAAGAUGGCACCACCAUCACAGUCCCUGCCCACGAUGCUGUCAUUUCUUCUGCAGGAACACAUUCUGUAGCAAUGGUUACUGCAGAAGGCACUGAAGGACAGCAGGUUGCUAUUGUGGCUCAAGACUUAGCAGCAUUUCAUACUGCCCCAUCAGAAAUGGGACAUCAGCAACAUGGGCACCAUUUAGUGGCUACAGAAACUAGACCUGUUACGUUGUUGGCUACAUCCAAUGGAACACAAAUUGCAGUACAGCUUGGAGAGCAGCAGUCUCUGGAAGAAGCCAUUAGAAUAGCCUCCAGAAUACAACAGGGUGAAACACCAGGGCUUGAUGAUUAACUUCUAAAACUGCUACAAGAACAAUAAAGCGAAAGGUAUUUUAUUUUCAAUCAACAAAGGUCCAUGCCAGCAGCAACCCGUAAAAACUUUGAAGGUCCCUGCUCACUGACACUGUGUACACAUUUUAUGCAAGAGCGAAGAACAUUUUGUAAGUUUUGUGUACAUAACCCUUGGAAUGGACUGACAUCAUCUACUUCCAACCGUUGUAUAUUCAGGAAUAUGGAAUUAGGAGUAUAUAGUAAAUUUCUUUGUUAUCCUUUCAUCAGAUUUCAGACUGGUUUACAAGCAAGUGAGAAAUUCAAUAGAAGAACUGGAAUUAAUGUUUACUGUCAUGUACAAAUAAUGAAGGCAUUACCGAAGAUUUAAAAUAUUUAAAAUACUAUUAAAAAAUCAUAAGUUCAGGAACCCUUACAAGUAAUAAAGAUGACAGAGCCUUUUAAAUUGCAUUCCAUAAAUGGAAAAAAGUCUUGGAUUUUGAGCCUACUGUAAAUCUUUGUGUUUUGAUUUGUUUCAUGCAGGUUUCAAUAUUCUUUAGAUUAUUGACCCUAUCUCAUUCAUUGUAAAUACUGACUGUUAAUGCUGGAAGUGCUAAUUAUAUUAUCUUUAAAUUGGAUUAUGUACA
This is a messenger RNA of Indicator indicator, 2561 nucleotides long. It is a transcript of the gene ZNF143, whose product is annotated as zinc finger protein 143. Bases 29 to 1939 code for a protein of 636 amino acids. Gene Ontology annotation, molecular function: RNA polymerase II cis-regulatory region sequence-specific DNA binding; DNA-binding transcription factor activity, RNA polymerase II-specific. Gene Ontology annotation, biological process: central nervous system development; regulation of transcription by RNA polymerase II. The transcript has 16 exons. NCBI's taxonomy places the organism in Eukaryota, Metazoa, Chordata, Aves, Piciformes, Indicatoridae. The record is from RefSeq and is a predicted model, not a curated record. Gene Ontology annotation, cellular component: nucleus.